This is a messenger RNA of Lindgomyces ingoldianus, 1878 nucleotides long. RefSeq lists its product as uncharacterized. Bases 151 to 1812 code for a protein of 553 amino acids. The transcript is spliced from 9 exons. The record is from RefSeq and is a predicted model, not a curated record. Lineage: Eukaryota; Fungi; Ascomycota; Dothideomycetes; Pleosporales; Lindgomycetaceae.
GCUCUUCAGAGCUCACAAGAUGAAGUUCUAAUUAUCUCACCACUUGUUUGUGCUUUGGCUAGCCUGUCUACUUCGCUCAUCCUUUUACCUAGCAGGCGGUGCAGUCUUUAAGGUAGAAGCGCAUGGCCGCCCUUGGAUCAGAGACUAGCAAUGGAGGUGUCACCAGGAACAACUUGUCUUACGCAAAGAGAUUCUCGGCCCUCUGGUGCGAAGAGUACCGUGUCGACUUCAUCUACAAACAAUCAAUGGCCAUUAUGCGUCCAGCACUACACAUCUUGCCUUGUCUCUCAAGAUGCGGCUAUAAGAGACACAUCUCAGUUCGAGAAUACCUACCUAUCGAAACAGACCUCCGUGGAAGCCCUUAGUCAAGGGAAGGGGAACGUAGUCGAGGAGCUGCUAUGCCAGGAUCAUCAUUCUGCAGAUCUUCAGAGAGUUAUCGAGAACAACUCAUGUACAUCAUUAUUCAUCCACCGGUUCGUUAUGAAACCUGGUACUCAAGGAGCCCCCAAGGAUUUGAAAAGGCUUCGUCUUUCUGGCUCAGCAUUUAGAUGGCUUCUUAGUCGCUUCGACGUGUCACCGAGCUUUGUUUCGGCUCUGCUCAACCCAGAUCUACCCUCCGGCUACUGCGAUCUGACCUUUACAGAUUCUGCAGAACAUCCGGUCCACAUAAUCUGGUACAUCAUUACAGUGCGCUCGGCGGUCAACUGCGUCGAAAAUGAGACGAGCCAUGUGCUGAGCGCAGCUGGAAGCAAUCAGAUGGACUCGGCUAGUUACCUCCACCUUGAGGACUUGAGUUCCGACAUUCGGCCGUCAAGGAUCGCCGUCUAUUCCCGGCACGAUGGGCAAUCGUCGAACGCUAUCUGCAUAGAUUUUCAGGACGGCCGCUGGCACCACCUGGUUGAGGAGCCGUAUAAUCGGGUGAAAGAAGUCCUCACUCUCGCCCAGACACGGGGCCAUACUGCGCAUCCUGCAACCAUUCAUGUGGCAAUGCUGUCCAGCUCUGCACGAUGGUGGAAACAGGCCCUGGCUCAGCUCAAGAGCCAACUUAUCUCCUACGAGAAGCGCCUUCUUGUCGAGACAACGGAAACGGCCGCAGCGGAUAGAGCUCUACUCAGAAGACAACUAGAAAUGAACAAGGCGCUGCAUACGAUCAUAAGCCACUUACGGCGAUACAAAAUCGAGUUAGAAACAUCCAUGGCCAUUGCAAAGGGCUUACUGGAAUCAGACCACCUUUGGCGCAAUGAUCACAAUUCUAACAGUCUCGGUCAGAAGAACCCGGGGGAUUCUACCAGGAACGCCUUAGCCUUACUUUCGGAGCAAUUCCAUGGUUUUAGGGCCGUCGCGCAAGAGUUAGAGAGCAAGACAGAAACAAUCUUGGCACUAGUGUUCCAAUUCGUUAAAUGGACGAACGACAUGCUGCUAGUCAGCAAUGGAAAGUCCAUGUUUAAGUUGAUGAAGUCGAGUCGUGAGCAAGGGAAGUUCGCUCGACGCAUGCUGAUAGAGUCUCACAACAUAGCAAAGGACACAAGGAAGGAUAGCGUGUCAAUGAAAACAUUAGCCCUCUUGACAAUGUUCUUCCUUCCCGCUACGUCAUUUGCGUCGAUUCUCGCUAUGCCGUUCUUUAACCAGCAGGACUGGUUGCACAGGCCUACCACCGCCUGGCUCUGGGUAGUCCUGACGGUUCUAACGACAUCUAUUGCGGUUGCCAUCUACAUUUUCUUCACACAUCGUUCGUUGAGAUCCCAGAAUUGUGAUGCUAGGUCGGAUGAAGAAGACGAGUUGGAUAGCGUGGACUUGGACAAUGGGGAUUAGCCCAGGCAUACCGUAUAUUCAAGGCAGCUCUCGGUAAUACAUAGACACGAAAUUAGCAACUAGUAG